AUGCAAAAGGCUCUGGAGGAUGCCCAGAAGCUCGAGCCUCUUGAGCUGGAGCCUGAGCCUGUGGAGCCUACCAUGAAGCCCCCACCGCCUGCACCGGCGUCCUCGCGCUGGUCUCGGCGCUCCAGGGAGAGCCUCAUCUCUGGAGUUCCUACUCCGUCCACGGCAAGGGGCUUCAGCCCCGAAAGUUCCGAUGCUGAACUCGUCCAGGACGCCCCUACUCCUCAAAGCACCGUCGGAGAUGACACCGGGGACACAGGUGAAGCACCGGAAAAGCUUCCGCCUGAAGCGUGGGAGAACCAGGACUGCGUGGAUUGGCUGAGAAGUCUGCCCUACGUCUGGCUCGAACUGCACGUUGCCAAGUUCGAGUUUCACAAGAUCGACGGGUCAGUGCUUCCAGAGCUGACAUUGGAGGAGUUGGAAGAAGAGAUCGAGAUCUCUGAGUUGGAGCACCGUCAGGUGCUUCUGCAAGAGAUCCACAACCUGUUCAAAACCUCACGGCCAGGUGUGGCUGCAUCAUCUGCUGUACAGACUUCAGACACCUUCCCACCAGCGUCUCAAUGA
Molecule: messenger RNA, 561 nt
Organism: Symbiodinium pilosum
Lineage: Eukaryota; Dinophyceae; Suessiales; Symbiodiniaceae
Source: the annotation of a GenBank genome assembly